GAAGUUGUCCAUGACGUCAGCUGUCAUACCUAAAAGAAAAGAGAAGAAAAACUUCCUGAAGAUGUCGUCCGGCGCUCUGUUUCCCAGUUUGGUGAGCGGCUCCAGAGGAAGCUCCAGUAAAUACCUCGUGGAGUUUCGAGCUGGAAAAAUGAGCCUAAAGGGGAAUGUGGUGACGCCAGACAAACGUAAGGGUACGGUUUACAUCCAGCAGUCGGAUGACUCACUGAUCCACUUCUGCUGGAAGGACAGGACCACCGGGAACGUAGAUGAUGACCUGAUCAUCUUCCCUGAUGACUGUGAGUUCAAGAGGGUGAACCAGUGCACGACGGGACGGGUCUACGUGCUGAAGUUCAAGGCCGGAUCCAAGCGGCUGUUCUUCUGGAUGCAGGAGCCGAAGACGGACAAAGACGACGAAUACUGUCGGAAAGUUAACGAGUACCUGAACAACCCUCCCAUUCCUGGAGCCCCGGGCAGCGGAGGAGGAAGUGGACAUGAGCUUUCUGCUCUGGGAGGUGAAGGGGGGCUGCAAAACCUGCUGGGAAACAUGAGCCACAACCAGCUGAUGCAGCUGAUCGGACCCACUGGACUGGGAGGACUGGGAGGUCUGGGAGCUCUAGCAGGACCAGGACUGGCAAACCUUCUGGGCAGCGGUGGACCAGCAACAAGCAGCUCCUCAUCCAGCUCUCGUAGCCAAUCGGCAGCGGCCGCUCCAUCUUCGGGCGGAGCGUCCAGACUGAGCUCCUCCCAGACUCUGAAUCCUCCAGUGGCUCCUGCUGCGUCUGCGGUGUCCCCGACCGGAGGAACCCCGUCCACACCAGUCUCAGCCUCAGCUCAGACCCCUGUGGCGCCCCCCUCUGGUGGAAGUCCAACUCCUCAUCAGCCCAUCCAGCUCAGUGACCUGCAGAGCAUCCUGGCCACCAUGAACGUCCCAGCAGCGGCGGCGGCUCAGGGACCAGCAGUGGACCUGGCCAGUGUUUGCACCCCAGACAUGAUGGCUCCCAUCCUGGCCAACGCUGAGGUCCAGCAGAGGCUGCUGCCUUUCCUGCCCAGUGGAGAGAGUUUACCCCAGAAUGCAGACGAGAUCCAGAACACACUGAGUUCUCCUCAGUUCCAGCAGGCCAUGAGUAUGUUCAGCAGCGCCUUGGCCUCUGGACAGCUUGGACCACUCAUGAGUCAAUUUGGUCUGCCAGCCGACGCUGUGGACGCCGCCAACAGAGGAGAUGUGGAGGCGUUUGCUCGGGCCAUGCAGAGCGGAAAAGAGUCCAAAGACAAGAAGGAUGACGAGGAGGACAUGAGUCUGGACUAGACCGCGUCCAAACUGGACCAGAGGUGAUGGAGUCUGAACCUGGUCCUGAACCUGGGUCUGAACCCGGGUCUGAACUGGAGGAGUGAAUUGUCUUUGAGUAUUACGACAGAACCCAGUAGGAGCUUCUGUCGUUCUUUUCCUAAUAAAAUCAAACCCACAGACAAAUGA
Messenger RNA from Sphaeramia orbicularis (orbiculate cardinalfish), 1474 nucleotides. It is a transcript of the gene adrm1, whose product is annotated as ADRM1 26S proteasome ubiquitin receptor. Gene Ontology annotation, molecular function: proteasome binding; endopeptidase activator activity. The record is from RefSeq and is a predicted model, not a curated record. NCBI's taxonomy places the organism in Eukaryota, Metazoa, Chordata, Actinopteri, Kurtiformes, Apogonidae. The transcript has 10 exons. Gene Ontology annotation, cellular component: proteasome regulatory particle, lid subcomplex; cytoplasm; nucleus. The coding region runs from base 11 to 1306 and encodes 431 amino acids.